AUGGAUGACGGCGUUGAUUACAUGCAUCCAGACAUCAAGAACAACUUUAACGCCGAAGCCAGUUAUGACUUCUCGUCCAAUGAUCCGUUCCCAUAUCCAAGAUACACCGACGACUGGUUCAAUUCGCAUGGCACCAGGUGUGCCGGCGAGAUUGCAGCUGCUCGUGAUAACGGAGCCAACUCGAUGGGCCAUGAGCCGAACAAGAUCCACAUCUAUUCGGCAAGUUGGGGACCCACGGACGACGGGAAAACUGUUGACGGACCACGAAACGCCACAAUGAGAGCAAUCGUGAAAGGAGUCAAUGAGGGUCGUGAUGGACUUGGCUCAAUAUUCGUAUGGGCAUCUGGAGACGGUGGAGAGGACGACGACUGCAACUGUGACGGUUAUGCCGCGUCCAUGUGGACCAUUUCCAUUAACAGCGCUAUCAACAACGGAGAAAAUGCUCACUACGAUGAGUCUUGCUCGUCGACACUCGCAUCAACAUUCUCGAACGGUGGACGAAACCCCGAAACUGGCGUGGCUACUACGGACCUCUAUGGCCGAUGCACACGAUCGCAUUCGGGCACAUCUGCCGCUGCUCCAGAGGCCGCUGGUGUCUUUGCGCUGGCACUCGAAGCGAAUCCGAAAUUGACCUGGCGCGACCUCCAACACCUGACAGUGCUCACAUCCACACGUAAUUCGUUGUUCGACGGGCGUUGCCGAGAUUUACCCGAUUUGGGACUAACGACAAACGACAAUCACAAGAAGAACGCUGACGACAAUUGCACGCACUUCGAAUGGCAAAUGAAUGGAGUUGGAUUGGAAUACAACCACCUGUUCGGUUUCGGAGUUCUCGAUGCAGCUGAAAUGGUGAUGCUUGCAAUGGUAUGGAAAACGGCUCCACCACGUUACCACUGCACUGCGGGCACCAUUGACACACCACAUGAAAUUCCGGAAGACGGUAAUCUGAUUCUGGAGCUGGAUACGGACGCCUGUCUGGGCACAGCCACUGAAGUCAGAUACCUGGAACACGUGCAAGCUGUGGUCUCGUUCAAUUCGACGCGACGAGGUGAUACAACCCUAUACCUCGUUUCUCCCAUGGGAACAAGAACGAUGAUUCUCUCUCGACGCCCGAAAGACGAUGAUGCAAAGGAUGGUUUCACUAAUUGGCCUUUCAUGACCACACACACAUGGGGCGAAAAUCCAAUAGGAAAAUGGAGGCUUAUCGCCAGAUUCCAGGGUCCUGGAAAACACCGUGGUACGCUGAAGAAAUUCUCGCUGAUGUUGCACGGCACCAAGGAGCCACCAUACGCCGGUAUCGAGCCGUUACUUGGCCACGUGAACUCGAAACUACAGUGGUACAGACCGCCCACAAGAGAAUCUCACCAUGAGCUUGACACCAGCACAUCGUCGUCACCGUCUGGAUUGAUAUUGAUUCUUAAGCUAUCAUUGAAGCACUCUAUUCCAGGAAGCACUCUAUUACAUAUAGUUCAACAAGUUCUCCUUCACAGGACAGAUUUCUAUGGCACAUUCCCAGUUUUCUUUCCGGGUUCAUUAUCCUCCCUCUAG
Cooperia oncophora is the source of this 1548-nucleotide messenger RNA. Lineage: Eukaryota; Metazoa; Nematoda; Chromadorea; Rhabditida; Trichostrongylidae. The record is from the annotation of a GenBank genome assembly.